Messenger RNA from Aaosphaeria arxii CBS 175.79, 3045 nucleotides. RefSeq lists its product as uncharacterized. Bases 1 to 3045 code for a protein of 1014 amino acids. The record is from RefSeq and is a predicted model, not a curated record. Lineage: Eukaryota; Fungi; Ascomycota; Dothideomycetes; Pleosporales. The transcript has 8 exons.
AUGAAACAACUCGAAAAGUUCAAGCAGGUUCUGACCCAGAGGAACAUUUCAAAAUUCGCCACGACCAGGCUAGUCCAUCUAAAACAGUCUACCAUCAAUCUUCAGGGAAAGCACAUGGCAGAAAGGCGGCAAAGGGGCCUCAAGCGAAUCAAACAGUUUCUCGACAACUCUGGACACUUCAUGGAAGCCAUCAAGACGCUUCCUGAUUCCAAAGAGCUGAUGGGGUUUAUUUGGGAAACAGAUCACCGUGAAGAGGCUUUCAGAGACCUUGUUGACAUCUAUGGCCAAGUCGGAAGGAGUCUACCUUCGUUGUCAAUGUUUCGAGAGCUGUUCAGCAUUGACCCCGAGCUGACACGGACGAUCUCUACGACCUAUCACGAUGUGAUUCAAAUAAAUACAUGGCUUAUGAUCUACUUCCAGCAGCAUCUCUGGGGGGAUUUGUUUACGACGACCUGGAGGCGAUAUAAAGCAAGAUUUCAAGGUAUCAUAGAUCGUAUGCAAUCUCGCUUUGAACUUAUCAAAAGACGCGCUACUGUUGCUCAAUUUGAAGCCUUCGACAACGCAGCCAGUCUUGAAGAUGAAGAAGGUUCUGCUACCUCAGAAAGCGAGAAUUUGACUCGAAGCCAAGCAGUCUACGCAUGGCUGAAGCCUGUGGACAUGGAAAGCGAACAGGACCACCUAAAUCGAAUCCGUAGAGACUUCCCAGACACCUGUCGAUGGGUGUUAAGAGAUGACACGUUUCAGGAAUGGUUUGACCCACUGUCUUCGCGAACCUCGUUGCCGAAACUACUAUGGUUGAAUGGCAAGCCUGGCGCUGGGAAAACGGUGCUUGCAUCUCUUGUUAUAGAGGAAGCAAAGCAGAUUCAACCUGCUUGUACGGUCGUAUUCUUCUACUUCAAGCAUAGAGACAAGGAACGCAACACCUUCCUCUCCAUGGCGCGAUCUCUUCUCAUGCAAGUCCUUCGGCAGAAUCGACACGCUCUGGAUUACUUCUACAGUAAAUGCUGUAAUAGCGGAGGUGUCCCCAUUACAUCGCUCGCUGCUAAGGAGCUCCUCGAAUUGGCGCUGAAAAAUUGCAAUUCGGUGUACAUUGUGCUCGACGGCUUGGACGAGUGUCACAACAGAAAAGAGAGAGGAGAUAUUGUAAGCUGGUUUCGCGAGCUCAUCGAAAAUCUUUCCCCUGACAUAUGCGACCAAAUCCGUUGCUUGUUCAUAAGCCAGAUUGACAGUGCUCGAAAGGAUUUUCGCGACCUUGCGACUAUUGCGAUGGAUGCUGGGAACAAUAAAGCGGAUAUCGAGGUUUUCAGUCAACUGCAGUCUCGCGCGCUUGUAGAAGAGUUACGCAUUUCCAACGAGCUGGCGAGUAAAACAGCCCGUCGCGUUUCUGACCUGGCAAAUGGUAUGUUCCUCUUUGCUCGCCUGUUUUGGGUAAACCUGCGUGGUCAAAGUUCGAUCGAUAGCCUGGAGCACGAGUUGAAAUCCUUCCCAACCGAUCUUGGCAAGCUGGAUGAGAUGUAUGCUCGGAUAAUGCGAACGAUCAUGGAAAAGCCAGUCCGCGCUCAACGCGAGGAAGCAUUAAUGGUCCUCGGAUGGCUUGUAUCUUCCAAACGAUCGCUGAAGAUGCACGAGGUGCAGACCAUGAAAUCAAUCGAUCUCGAAACAAGAAGCGUCCAAUAUUCACGGCGGCAUUUCCGAGUUCAUCUUAAAGACCUUUGCGAAUCGCUGGUGGACGUACGUGCCAACAAGACCGUGGAGCUGGUUCACAUGACCGUGAGAACCUAUCUCGCAAAAAGUGGUUAUCUAGAUGUGCUAGCCCAGGAGCUCCAUAUGGCAACGCUCUGCGUGGACUACCUGAACCUGCCAUCUUUCAGGCUACCAAUCUCGGAGCAAGCUGUGUUGGAUGGAGAGUAUGGCUUCAUGGAGUAUGCAGUCAGUUAUUGGAUUCCACACCUGGAAGCCGGCUUAACGCCGCCCCCAGCUAUGCAAGACCAGCUUCAUAGGGAGCUUGCUGAAUCACUGGAGCUCUUUGUCGACCAGCAUUGGAACGAACCGCCCAUUAACAACAUUGCAGUUCCCAAGCGCACUCGCGAUAUGCUCCAGAUAUUCGCCGAGUGCGAAAAUUAUCUGGAUAUCGAGAACGCGGUGUUCCUAACGGACAAAGAAAUGAAACACUUCAGUGACGUCAAACCAGAACAAUCCGCGCUGGAUUUUCCGAGGAUAAUAUCUGCGGUUCGCCGCCAGCUCGAAUCCUUCGCAAGGAACUAUUCUCAAGAACGCCUUGCUGAGGAUCUGGAACCCAAAUACGGCAUCAAUCUAUUCAAAUGCUCGAGGUUCAGCUGCAAGUACUUCACGGAAGGGUUCUCUACUCCAGAAGAACGUGAGAAACACAUUGAACGACAUGAGCGGCCACAUCGCUGCACCGACGAGCACUGCAGAGGUUCUAAGAUUGGAUUCCCGACAAAAGCUCAAUUAGGUAAACAUCUGCGAGGAACUCACCCAGAUGGACUGGAGCGCCAAAAUACAUUCCCGACAGACGAGGAAAUCGAGGAGAGCGUGCGGGAAAAUAGUAUAACUCUGUCCCCAGACCCCGAGCCUUCACUCGACAUUGAGCCUGCGCUGCUGCCCGACCUCCAAUCUGACACUAUCCCCUCAGUCCCGAACCCGAUUUCCUCGUCUCGCCCUCCGAGACCACCCAAGCCCCCACCCACAAAACGCCCUCGAAUAAAAGUAUCAUACACCUGCGAGCACUGCGGAAAGAACUUUGGCAAGAAAUUCAACUGGGAGUCUCACCUCGCGACGCACGGUGGCCCCAUCUCUACGUGUGCCUACUGUGAGAAGACGUUUCGGCGGCCCAGCGACAUGAGGCGGCAUGAGAAAACGCACGAUCCGGAUAGCGCCGUGAAGUGUGGAGGGAUUUUGCCGGAUGGGAGGGAGUGGGGAUGUGGUGAGAGGUUUGCGAGGUUGGAUGUGUUGAGGACGCAUCAUAACACGUCGGUGCAAGGGAGGAAAUGUGUUGCUGAGAGGGAUGGGGGUGGGGAAGGGUAG